AUGCCAUGGAAUGCCAAUAACAACCCAGCGGGUGAUAUUCGUGCACCGGCCAUAGCAGCAGCACUCCGUCUUCAACAGCAAAAGACUACAGAUACAACUGCAGUCUGGACGUGUUUGCUGCGUGUCGAGGAACUGGACGAGCUGCCGCUUUCUCGCGAUCAAGUUUCGACGUUGCGUCAUUGUGCUCUACUCCAUCCCGAGGAUUUUCCUAUUGAAGCUUCUGGACCAGAUGGAGCCGUUCUAAUACAUCCGAGAUUGCACGCACAAUUUGUAUUAGCUGUUCGUCAGCACGUAGCAGUUCCAAGAGGUUUUAUCGCCUUGUCACAGCCGCAAUUGAUUAAUUUGGAGCUCUGCAGGUUCCAGACAGAGAAAUGGACGCUCUUUCUAGAGCGUGUGCCUGUUGUUAAUGCAGUAGCAAUUGAAAUACGUCCAUUGUUGGAAGAAAAAGAAGAUACUAAAGAGCACCAUGAGGAGGUAUUGACUGUGGCUGGAAUCUCGACCAUGACACAAUCACGUGCUGCUCCAAUUGUGACGGAUGGGAAAGACUUUGCAAUGGCGUUUGCCAAGUAUACGUGGCAACGGGUGCUGACAGAGCAUGAACGACUUGUCAUGCCUUAUAAAGAUGGCCGUCGGUACUUUAUUCGUGUCCUUGAAAUCGACGCGGAAGAUGAAGACGAGACGGAGUUUACCAUGCCGGACUCGUAUCGUGGUCGAGUCGAUGAAGAUGUGCAAGUGUUUUUAUCGUCAGAGGGAGGUCAGUCCUCAACGUUUGAGUUACUGAAUGCUGCAGUAACUGAUUCUGCAGGUCUAGUGUCAACGCGCUCGGAUGUCGUCACGGUAGUAACGAAUGACGAGGAGGAGUUUCCAGUCAAAAAAAAAUUGCUCUUUCCGUGCAUUAAACUAUCGUCAGCUGUACUUUCAGGUAAAGGUGUACACAAGGAUGCCUCGACCACUAUUGAUGUGGACGUAGAUUGCUGCACGUUUGAUCGAGUACUUUUGUAUUUAGAGCACGAAGCGCGCAACGACGGCACGGAGUUUCAAUUUGACCCUUCCGUUACUGAUGAUCUUUUAGCUGCAGCCAUCACAGUGGGGUGCAUUGGUCUACAUGAAGCUUGUCAGAGGCGUUUUGGCGAGUUUCAGACACGCGUGCGCACAGAAGCUAUCCGCUGGGAGGAAGUCAUCCGCCGCAAUCAGUCGGGCGAGGUGUGGCUUGUUAUGCAAGGAAUGGUACUGGACAUUACACGAUGGAUUCCAGAACACCCAGGUGGCUCGGAAUUGAUUGCCCAAGAAGCCAUGAACGUAGACUCGACAAUCAUGUUUGAGAUCUAUCAUGCUAGUCGGCAGUCGUUUCGCUAUCUCAAGCAAUUCUACAUCGGGGAGUUAUCCGAGUUUGAUCUUGUUACAAUGCCUAAACCAACAGGGCAGUCGUCCGAAACUUUUCUCGAGGAGCUGCAGCAAUAUACGACAUGGCGCAUCAAACCACAAGAGCACACAUUCAAGAGCUUUUAG
Peronospora farinosa is the source of this 1509-nucleotide messenger RNA. NCBI's taxonomy places the organism in Eukaryota, Oomycota, Peronosporomycetes, Peronosporales, Peronosporaceae. The record is from the annotation of a GenBank genome assembly.